Messenger RNA from Macrobrachium nipponense, 621 nucleotides. RefSeq names its product neuropeptide-like protein 31. The transcript is spliced from 2 exons. Lineage: Eukaryota; Metazoa; Arthropoda; Malacostraca; Decapoda; Palaemonidae. The coding region runs from base 37 to 417 and encodes 126 amino acids. The record is from RefSeq and is a predicted model, not a curated record.
UCAAAUCUUCACACUUUGGUUAUCACCUGCUUCAACAUGGUUGCCAUCAAGUUCGCCCUCGGUCUCGCCCUUUUGGUUGCUAGUGCCCUCGGAGGUCAUGUAGGAUUCCAUGGAGGACAUGGAGGCUUUGGCUAUGGACAUGGAGGUUUUGGACACGGUGGAUUCGGAGGCUUUGGUCAUGGACAUGGCGGGAUUGGUCUCGGACAUGGAGGCUUUGGUCUCGGACACGGAGGCUUAGGACAUGGACACGGAGGCUUCGGUCACGGAUAUGGAGCUAGUUCCGGCGUAGGUUUCAGUAACUUCAACCUGGGUCAUCACGGUUCCUUGGGAGGUUUCGGACACGGAGGUCAUGGAGGAUUUGGUGGAUUCUCAGGCUUUACGUCAAUGAAAGAUUUCCUCACUAUUUACAAAAGCUGAUAGAUGCUGGAUUAGCAAGAAAGCUUUGUCUCUCUAUUGGAACGUUAACCAUUUCCUAUUUAUUACAAUCUUUUCGCUCUCUCAUUCUAUUCCUAAUAGCAAACACUGUCUAAGAUUAUUUGAAAUUAAACUGAGUACUGAUUCUUGUAAAUGAUCCCAUGUUUAACUUACUCUGGAAGAAAAAUAAAGGCUUGGUCACCAGUU